UCGAACAUAGUUUGAUCCCAUCGUCGUCAUAUUCUAGUUGAUGUUAAAGUUAUAACUAUAUGUGCAUAGUUGGUUAUAGUUAGUUGCAGCAAGCGGUGUGUUUUAUAAAAGACUCUGUAAUAGGCUCUGUUAGUUCAUACACAUUAUCGGCAUUAUCUAGUCUCGUUUUUCACUCUCUGAAAUCUUUUAUUUGAGGCUUUGAUAUUUGAAGUUCCAUUCAAACCAUAAUUGUUCCGCCUGUACUCCGACGGCGACGCAGUUUCAAACAAAAUCUGAGAACUUCAUUACCAGAUAAAAAGAGUCUUUCACCUUUUUAAUUUCCGUCACAAUAAUUUUUGAGUUGAGCUCUUGUUAAGUUAGAAGCAAAUAUUUCACGCUUUUUAUAGUGCUUCAAAAUUGCGUGUUACUCUCAAAGCAUUUCAUAUACCAUAUUGUGCUUGAAUUUUGAACAAGAAUUUCAUCAAUUUUAAGUUCAUUUAAGAUAUUUCUCUUAGCAUUUUAGUUAAAUUGUUGCUUUUGAUUGGACUCCUUGUUUUUAUUUCGGCGCAUUAUCUACUAAUUGUGUUUACAAACACGUGGUGGAAUUAGUUUGCGAACACUAUUAUCGUGCCAUCUUUUGUCGGGAUUAACAUCUAACAAUCUAAUUUUUAACGAGAAAAAUCUGAUUUGCAGUUUAUAUUAUGCCAGUUGGAUCUGGAUACAGCAAGCACAGCAGUUCCUAUGUAGGCCCGAAGAGAGAUUGCCACUCGUUAACUGACUCCUUUUCCGCCAGCAGCAAAGCUGUCGGCAGCGGCGGACCCAAUGGUGCUAACUCUUCAUCUUCAAGCAGCUCAUCUGGAAGACAGGUGUUCUCUCUGAUCGCCAAUCAAGACACACCCAGCAUCAGCAACACUACACUAAAUUCGCAGCAGGGCCAAAUCUCUUCACAGCAGAAAAAAGCGACAAAAACGGUGCUUGUAGUGAAAUGUACAGACUCGUCAAUCAACGCUUUCAACCAGGUCAUCGCCAACCAACGACAGAAAGGAGUGCCAGUGCCUUCAGUCUCCUUCAAGAAGGGAGGAGGAAGUCUGAAUCUUCCGCUUCAGAAUGCCGAUGGCGGCUUCUCAAUGAGGGGUCUCAACUUCAAGUUGAGCAAGUUGGACCAGGCAGCCGGACUCGAGUGUCUGCUCCAAAGAUCUACACCUGGGAAAAACCAAUGCAGUAACAGGAUUCGAGGUGAAGUGAAAGACAAGCAGCUGACAAGCAUAGGAGAUAUUACACAGACUGCACGCAUAGAGGGCACAGACGAGAUAUUCCAGCAGACGAAGCAGAGGAUGAGUCAAGUCGAACAGGACUACAAGAAAAUUAGUACAAAGACAAUCGACAACUUUGGGAAGAACAAGCUAAGUGGAGUUACCAAGAAGAAAUCUGCUCUGGAUCUAAAACCCAAUAGAAUGCUGGUUGAAGCAGCGAGCUUGGCCAGUCGACCUUCAAUGGCACCUAAACACACCAUAUCUAAUUCUCACGAUAGCAACAAGUUCGGACCAAGAAGCGAGGAUUCGCUCCUAUCAGUGCGGAACAAGAGCAGUUUUUCACACCAAUCAACCGGAUCCCGAAAUAGUUCCGCAAAUAGCAGUCCACAGAACCCUAGUUUUGCAAGCAGUACUUUCCAACCACCCGGACGUCAAUCAAUGAUGCCGGAGUCCAGCAGCAUUUUGAGCGAGGGAAGCGUGCCUGCAAAGGGACCAAAUAAUAGCUUGAAUAAUCAUAGAAUAAUUAGUGGCAAUACGAAUACAAGGGACCUUAGUCUAGACCGGUCGCGUCAUUCGAUCUCGCCUCCAAUUCCUAAGUUGGGAAGUGAGAGAGUGGCAGAUGAGCCAAGGAGAACACUCUCGGAAGCUUCUCGGGUGUCGACAAAUAGCAACAGCAACAGCAACAGUCCCAAGUCAGCAACCAGCGAAACCUCAUCGCAAUAUUCGCUCAAGGACCACAUUCUGCACCUGUUGGCGGUGGAAGAUGGCAUCACAGUUAGUAGUGUAGUGUUCCGUCUCAAGUCCCAAUGCAAACUGAAGGGGGUGCAGCACAGCCACGUGCUCUCCCUCCUCAACCAGGUGGCCACAAAUGAGAACAGGGCAGCCAAUGUCUACAGUCUCAGAGGCAGUCCUGACUUGGUCCAGUUGGUAGCCUCCGAACAGAUCAAGCCGCAGCAGUAUCCCUUCUACACACAAUCACAGCGCCACAUACUAGCCAAGAAAUUGGACCGCCUUAAUAAUCUGGCCAGUCAGGACAAUCAUGUUCCGACGACCAGGUUCUCUUCGCCUUACGAGCCAGCAGACGACAUCUCAGUCUCACCCGUCGCGCUCUCGGCUCCAUCGACCUCGCCCUUCAACCCCUCCCACUCCAGAACCCAAUCUCACUCGGAAGAACAUCCGAACCCUAAACAUAAUCAUCAACAUCAUCAACCACAGUCACUGUCGGCUUCGAGUCAGAGGUCGUCGGAUACACUGUCUUCGUCCUCGGGGAAUCUAAGACGCGAAGCCAAGCAGGAACAUCAGAGGAGUUCUAAAAGUGAAGUUCCUGACUGUUUUAGGAACCUCAUCGAAAAUACUUCUACUCAAAGAAAGAGACAGAUAGAGUCAAGCGAUUCCUCGAAUGCAAAGGAGCAUAUAAAAGAAGAGCAUAUUAAGAGCAGGAGUUUGUCCGCUCAUAGUUCCAACUCCGACCAGAAACGAUUCAGACCAUCAUUGGAAUCCAAUUCUAAUCACAGUCAAAGUCACCAACAAAAUGCAACGACAAAUGAGUCCACCAGAAAAGAGACUGAAAAGAUUCACUUGAAUGCACCGCAUGCUCUACAUGCAACGCAGCAAAAUGCAGCAGGAUUUAAUAAACAAGCCAAUCAGGGUAACUCGAAGCAGCUCGAAGAUGUUGUAACUGUUGAACCUAAUUUGAUGACUGUGACGGGACAAAAUGGACUCGAGUUUGAAAGUGUCAAGAGUGGAAAGCAACUUGUCUUUUCACAUUGUCUGGCCAACUGCAAAUACUGCAUCGAAGAUCCGCUGAAGGACUUUGCCGAACUGAAGAGUGAGAUAAGCGCAGUGACGAGCAGAGACGAGUACUUUGUGAUGCACGAGAAGUUCAAACAGGACUACUCGGUGGAGUUCCAGCCACUGAGACGGAAGGUGACAGAGACGAAGAAACUGUUCAAGCAGCUCAAGGACGACUUCGAGGCUGCUAAGGUGCAGUACUCUAAGCUGGCAGAUGACGAAGCCAACAAGGCCCAGCUGGAACAGAUGGCGAACAACGUCAUCAAAGAACACGAGAGGCUCUUCUGUCAAGAGGAUUUUUUGAAGACAAACCACCGGUGCUGCCAACUGCACAACCAGCUGUCAGUAGUGCUAUCUCGUCUGCAGGAAUUCCGAAAUCACGAGAUUCACCGAAUUACUCAGAAACAUGUGGGUAUGAAAGCCGCCGCCACGCACAAAAUCACCGCUACAAACCCCAACGGGCAGUCGCCGAAACCACCUCCAACUUCAGGAGCCUCAGCUAACUUCUCAAACAGAGCUAACUUCGUGUUCAACAACGCUACUGCAGCAAACAAUGCAAGCAACCCACGCGCCAAACAAACCAUCAAAACAUAGCCACCGUGUGCCUGGACCACAGCGCAAAUAAGAAAUAACGGACGCAAUGGAAUCACGAUCUCACAUGCAAUUUCAGUCAAUUUGAACAAAAAUCAUUUCACUGAUAAAUGAUUCAAUCUUUUCAUGCGUUGACCUUGUACGCCUUCACCAUUCUGAGAUACGGUGCCUCUUCAUAUUGCCCGAAGAUAGGAACUGAUUAUACUUAAAUACACACUUGGGAUACUUAAUCAACUUGGGAAACUUCCCAGAAAAACUUUACAGAAAAGUAGACGAAUCGCAUCAAGAAAGGUGAUUGCUCUCAAUAUCAUCAACGGAAAUCAAUCAGGUGUUUCUGGUAAUUGUGAGACCGCAAAGACUGCAUGAUGGACUUCCUUGACCUUUCAGAAAGAGGAGGUCAAGAACAAGGACUAGUGUUUUAUUUUCUGGGUUGUUUGCUGAUGCAUUGCCUUGCUUCCUUUUUUCUCCCCGUGCUCCCAUCAACUGUGCAAUUCGCCAAAUUCCUCCAAGCUUAAUUCAUUCCACAAGCUGAAGCAGAAUCAAUUCCCUAGAAUGCAAAUUAGUUCCUGACUUUGAAAUAUUUUGACUUACUUAACUUACUUUUAACCGAAAACUCGACUUCUUAGUGACGAUUUAGUUUAAUUCAAUUAUUAUUAAAGCUCCAUGUUUUAUAACAACUCAAAUUCUUUCCUAUGCUCAACUCCAAAAUCAUCAAAAUGAAAACGCUAAAAACGUAGAAACUGCAAAAAAAAUAAGUGCUAUUAUUUACAUAAUAGAUAUUUAUGGUCUUGAAGCAAAUGCUCUCUUUAGUUAUAAGUAUUCAGUCAUUGACUUGGGUGUGGGCUUAUUCGGCAAAACUAGUUUUUGUUUAACGGUGCUAUGUUAAUUUCUUCUCUCCUCAGCGAGAAAAAAACGCUAAAAACAAAGAAAAAUGCUAUUGUGUUAGUGGCCUUGUUGCUAAUGAAUCAACAAUGAAUGAUCAAAUUAUAACUGGUGUUGGGAAAUCGCUUAAAUAUUUUGCAUACGUUUGAGAUCCUUUAUAUCGAAUAGUGGUGUUGUUUAAAAUUUGAAUGCAAUUUUAAUUUUUGAAGUUUAACAAUUUACCAUCAUGGUUCGACAUGGUCUUUGAAGUAGAAUGUUAUUAGUUCCUGAAUGUCGUGCGAAGAAAGUUAUCGAAAUGCCUGCCCUAUAAAUCAAACUAUUUGAGAUCAUUCGUUUAAUUUCAGACCGACCUUAACACCAACAAUCUUGUGGAGAUUCAUCCAAAAGCGACGUCCAAAGUUCGCUGUGCCCUAGAAUUUAAAGUGCGCAGCUUGCCAUCAUCAGGCUAAAUGAUUAUAAACAGGAAUGAAAUAGUUGCAGUUAUGUCAAAUUAUACAUGUGAGCUUAGGCAUGCGGUCUAACAUGUGGUUUGGCGUUUGAAAAACACUAUCACUAAGUACCUAUUGCCGUCCAUUAUUUUCUCCCCCUCCCCCUUAACACCCAGUGCCGUCGUAAAAUGUUAAAUUAAACAAGUCUGCCUGCGUGGUUAAAGCUUUGCUAAAUUUAUUCAAAUCAUGCUCUCAAAUGGCCUUUCAAAAUCCAUGCCUCCUUAAUAUGGAUGUAUGUACGCUAGCUAAAUAUUCAGCAUUUGUUAAAUUCGUGAUACUUUUCGUUAUUUACGUUUUCGUUCAAGUUAAGUUGCAAAUAUUAUCGGAUAAAUUUCUCAACUAUACUAUGGUGCUACAUACAACUCAAUUAAAACAUAAAGAAACUUAAUUAUUCUAACCCGUGCCGUUCAGAAUACGAUGGAAAAUGAUGUAAAAACGAGGGUACUACUAAUACAUGGUGAUACUUGUGUGUAACUUAAACUCAGUUCAUCAUCGAGCGGUCAUCAUUAUUAGCGGACCACAGAUCGUCAAGUUAGCUGUGCUUAGUUGAAAAAAGGGGACGUUUUGAUCUAAAUUAAUUUUGGAUAUUUUUGGUGUAUCGAAAUAUGCUAGCUUUUUGGAGUGAAGUGUUUCCAGAAUGAA
Symsagittifera roscoffensis is the source of this 5626-nucleotide messenger RNA. RefSeq lists its product as uncharacterized. The record is from RefSeq and is a predicted model, not a curated record. Gene Ontology annotation, biological process: snRNA transcription by RNA polymerase II; positive regulation of transcription elongation by RNA polymerase II; transcription elongation by RNA polymerase II. The coding region runs from base 681 to 3617 and encodes 978 amino acids. Gene Ontology annotation, molecular function: cis-regulatory region sequence-specific DNA binding. NCBI's taxonomy places the organism in Eukaryota, Metazoa, Xenacoelomorpha, Acoela, Convolutidae. Gene Ontology annotation, cellular component: transcription elongation factor complex. The transcript is spliced from 10 exons.